Messenger RNA from Colletotrichum graminicola M1.001, 1641 nucleotides. RefSeq names its product major facilitator superfamily transporter. Lineage: Eukaryota; Fungi; Ascomycota; Sordariomycetes; Glomerellales; Glomerellaceae. Gene Ontology annotation, biological process: transmembrane transport. The coding region runs from base 1 to 1641 and encodes 546 amino acids. The record is from RefSeq and is a predicted model, not a curated record. Gene Ontology annotation, molecular function: transmembrane transporter activity. The transcript has 4 exons.
AUGUCGAAUCUUGUCCAUGUCAAGAAUGACGCGCGGCCCCGUGCAGAGACUGCCGAGUCAAGAGAUGCGGAAGUCGUCUUAGAGGAGCACCAGGCUCAUGGGACUGUGCAGUUGCUUCGAGGCGGCUCGGUGGUCUUGAUUCCAACCCCAAGCCCGGACCCCAAAGAUCCUCUCAACCUACCAACAUGGCACAAAUACCUCUUCAUCUUCAUUGUCGGCGCCUACUCGGCCAUCGCCGUGCUCGUCCCCACCGGCUUGGGCACCGUCUUCCCGUCCGUCCUGAAAGAGUAUCCGCCAGAAGAUGCAUCGCGAGCCACGGACCUCCUUACGUUCCCGACGCUGUUCAUGGCCAUCGGCAAUCUGUUCUUAAUGCCGCUCAGCGUCGUCCUGGGAAGACGUCCCGUCUUCCUGGCGUCACUCGUUCUCCUCGUGGCGUCGGGCCUGUGGUGUGCCUUUUCCGGUUCGUUGAGUAGUCAUAUCGCCGGUCGCAACAUCUACAGCCUCGCCGCCGGUCAGAGUGAGGCCUUGGCUCCGCUCAUCAUCGAGGAGAUGCACUUCCUCCAUGAGAGGAGCGCCAAGCUGUCGUGGUUCGUCGGGGUCCAAACCGUGGGAACGGCCGCCAUGUUCGUCGCCACGGCCUCUAUUGUUCCUGCGUGGGGCAUCAAGUGGUGGUACCUCAUCGCGACGUUCAUCAACGCCGCAGUUCUUGUCUUGGCCUUCUUUUUCGUCGUCGAGACCAAGUUCGACCGGCCGAGGGGUGCGGACAAGGGUGUCGUCCACCCGAGACUUGAUCAAAACGGCAACGUCAACAUCAACGGCGACACAGAGAUGGUGGUUAAGGUGCUGACCCGGGAAACCCACAUUCCGAAACCCCAAGUUUUUGGGCCGCGGACAUGGCGCCACGACUUAAGGAUAUUCCACUUCAGGCCAGACUGGAGCCAAGCAGUCGCCUUCUACAAGGAGACGGCCCAGUCGCUCUGCUUGCCAAGCAUCGUGUGGAUGCUCUUGGUGAAUGGGGCAUUCCUGGGUAUCUAUGUCUACCAGGCCUCCACGUUCGCCACUAUUUUGAUGUCUCCUCCGUAUCUCUUCCAAUACAGCUGGCUCGGUUAUGUACAGCUGGUGCAGGUUUUGGACUGCGUUCUUUUCGUGCCGCUUCUCGGGUAUGGUUCCGACAUGGUGGUACGGGCACUUAGCAAAUGGAGAAACGGCACAUUUCAGCCCGAGUACCGACUCAUCAUUCUAAGCGUGCCGGUCCUAUCGGCCAUCCUAUCGUGCGUCUUUUUCGGACAGGCGGGUGCGUACCCUGACCUCUGGCAUUGGAUGACCAUCGUAGCCCCAUACAACCUUGGCUUCUUUUCGUUCAUGGGGGCCAAUCUCGUUGGCAUCACGUACGUCGUCGACAGCUUCCCGAGUAAGGCCGGGCCGCUCCUCCUGGUGCUCUGCGCCGGCCGCGGCUUCAUCUCGUUCGGACUCAGCUACUCGACUAUCCCGCUAAUUAACUUGAUUGGGUAUGAUGGCGCAAUGGGAAUAUUCGCAAUCAUUUCCGGGGUUCUUGGGGCCAUAGCCUUUCCGGUGUAUUACUUUGGCGCUCGUAUUAGGAUGUGGGCUACGAAGAAUCUGUGGCCGGAGAUUGCUCAGUAA